CGUAGCUAGAUCAAAGUCUCGCCAGAUGGUGUUCAUUCUCACUUGUCGAAUUCCGAAGAAUAAUUCACACCUUAAGCCCUUGGCUGUGUCACUCGUUCGUCGGCCGUGCGAGAGAGCGCUUACUUUACUGCAGGUUGUAGGAUCCAUGGAACGUGACAAUUCAACCGCCAUCGCUAACGGAGGCUCAGAUCAAAGGAACAACAGACCACCUAUAUGGAACGUGGCAGUGUGUGGACCGGCUCUCUUCUACUACCACCAGGACAUCUCGGUUCGUCUGGUCGAGUGGCUGGAGCUGCUUCGGGCUACGGGCGUCGCAAAGGUCUUCCUGUCUGAGACCGACGUCCACCCCAACAUACAGAAGGUUCUACAGUACUACGUGCAGGAAGGCUUUGUUAGCGUGACGAAAUUCACGUAUCCAGAACCAUAUGUCAACGAACCCAACACCCGCAGGUUAUGGACCAUGUUGAAGCGAAAUGAGAUGUUUACCAUGGAAAAUAUGUACUUCACUGACUGCGCUCUCCGCCACAUGCACGAGUACCGCCUCAUCGCCCACAUCGACCCGGACGAAAUGCUCAUCGUACCCAAUCACGAGACUUUCCCUCAUUGGGUCGCCAAUAGGACAAGCAGGCGUAGUGUCACCCCAGGAAAGGAGAAUGGCCAGUGGGAAUCGCUUCACCUGGCUUGGUACUAUCACAACGACGAUUUGGAAACGUCGGACGCGUCUCUUCCAAAAUACAUGUGGAUGUUGCGCCAUUCUAGGCGAUCCCUGAAAGCAUAUCGCUUCUCCUUUGGAACGACUAAGCCCGUGUUUAAUAUGGAUGUGACCUUGGGUGUCAAUUCUCAUAUGCUGAUCGCCUGUGGUUUUGGAUACUGCCGUGGACAAAACUUCGUAAUCCCGCGAAAGGAAGCUUAUGUAGCUCACUUCAAGCUGACUUGUGGUGAUGAUUGCAAGCCAGCCAACGCCACGGAGGAAGAACCAGCUCUCCUAAGGUACAAUGCAAAGGUCAUUCCAGCAGUUACACAAGUGUUACAAAAACUCCAGCUGAUUUGAUAUCUGGUUGAAUUUAGUGUUUAU
Messenger RNA from Penaeus monodon (black tiger shrimp), 1075 nucleotides. RefSeq lists its product as uncharacterized. NCBI's taxonomy places the organism in Eukaryota, Metazoa, Arthropoda, Malacostraca, Decapoda, Penaeidae. The record is from RefSeq and is a predicted model, not a curated record. The transcript is spliced from 6 exons. The coding region runs from base 26 to 1051 and encodes 341 amino acids.